AUGCCAGCCAGUGGUAGGACAGGCUCUCCCGCUCUCCUUCUCCUCUUCAUGGCAGCCUUCGUCGCCAAUGAGACCUGUGAAGCCUUUACCCCCCGAUCAAAACCCUGCACAUUGGGUGCAAUGGUGCGCUACACGGUCAAUGCCAGCUCCCCGGACGAGUUCAUUGAGACGAUUCGAUUCGCCCAGGAACGAAAUAUUCGUUUCGUCAUUCGCAACACGGGCCAUGAGUAUAUAUUACCCGGUAUAGAUGUUCUUCAGGACAUUGACUUCCUGAACUACACCAGUGCGCACUAUACCCGGCCGGCCCUGCGCAUGACUGCAGGCGUUCAAGGCGUCGACAUCUAUGAGGCCGCCCAUGCACGAGGGCUGGUCAUUGUGGGCGGCGAAUGUGCCACUGUAGGCCCCGUUGGCGGCUACACGCAAGGCGGGUACCCGGAUCCGUACCGGGCGCUUUCUGGAGGCGGCGGAGGAGGGACAUAUGGCGUCGUGUAUGCCAUGACCGUCAAGGCGUUUCCUGAUUUCCCUGCCACCGGCGUCGUUCUCCAGUUCGAGAGCAAUACCUCCUCAUCGAGGCAUUUCUUUGAAGCCGUGGGCCAUUACCAUCGUCACCUGCCCGCGUACACCGCGACUGGUGGGAUGGCUAUCGCAGAGAUCACACAUUCAUCGUUCCUGCUCACCCCGCUGACACUGCCCAUGCAUACAGCAGCGAAGGCCAAGACGUUGCUGGCGCCUUUUCUGCAAAACCUGCAUGAACUGAACAUCUCCUACACCCUGAACAUCACCCAGUCGCCCUCCUAUUUUCAGCACUAUAUGCAACUGAUCGAACGAAACCCGACGCAGCUGGUGCAAAACGCGUAA
Messenger RNA from Penicillium canescens, 858 nucleotides. RefSeq names its product FAD linked oxidase N-terminal. Gene Ontology annotation, molecular function: flavin adenine dinucleotide binding. The coding region runs from base 1 to 858 and encodes 285 amino acids. The transcript has 2 exons. The record is from RefSeq and is a predicted model, not a curated record. NCBI's taxonomy places the organism in Eukaryota, Fungi, Ascomycota, Eurotiomycetes, Eurotiales, Aspergillaceae.